AUGAAGAAGUGCGGACUCCAGCUUCGAUUUCCGCCGGCGCAGAAGAUCUCGAAGUCAGCUCCUCCUCGCCCUCCCCCUCCUGCCUAUGGUUUCAGCGGCGGCGACGACGACUAUGACAUCGAGACGAAAAUCUCACGACAGGCGUCCAAGAACAAAUCUCUUCAUAAGAUUGUGGAGCAGUACAAAAAAGGCAAUGGAAGAAGAUUCGACUAUGACGGGAUUUACGACGAGAUGAAGGGGAAGAUUGCGCGCCCCAAGGUUCAUGAUCGAACGGAGAGAAAGAUCAAGGAGCAGCACAAAAAGGCAAUGGAAGAGGAUCCCUCAGUCUUCGACUACGACGAGGUUUCCGACGAGAUGAAGGUUAAGAUUUCGCGCCCCAAGGUUCAGGAUCGAACGGAGAGAAAGUCAAAGUAUAUAGAAACACUUAUGGAGAAAGCAAAACAACGUGAGCGGGAACAUGAAAUUGUAUAUGAGAGGAAGCUGCUGAAAGAGAGGAGCAAGGAUGAUCACCUUUUUGCAGAUAAGGAAAAGUUUGUAACCAGUGCCUACAAGAAAAAGCUUGCAGAACAAGAAAAAUGGUUGGACGAAGAGAGGCUGCGCCAAAUUCGUGAAGAAAGAGAUGAUGUAACCAAGAAGAGUGACUUACGCGAUUUUUACUUUGGGCUCGGUGAGAAUGUAGCUUUUGGUGCUCAGUCAGAAGAUGCCACAAAACGGAAGGAACAAAAGCCACCCGGAGGCACUUCAGUGGUACCUGAACAUGGCCCUACUGAGAAGAAUGCACAGACAGAUUAUACUCGAGAUACAGAGAAAGAUGAUACUCAAGCCAAGACUUCUAGUCAUACACAGAACAACUCUGAGCAAGCUGCAAAGUUAACAACAUCAGAUGUUACUGUAAAAGAUUACGAUGAUGGUGAUAAAUUGGCAGCUGUGGAUCAAUCAACUGAACGUUUCACGAAAGGUGAUGACGCAUUGGCUUCAGCAAGAGAGCGUUUUUUAACUCGAAAGAGAGCAAGACAGCAGUUGGAAAGCAGUUGUUUCGUUUCUAUUUAG
Messenger RNA from Musa acuminata AAA Group (dessert banana), 1050 nucleotides. RefSeq lists its product as uncharacterized. The transcript has 5 exons. The record is from RefSeq and is a predicted model, not a curated record. Bases 1 to 1050 code for a protein of 349 amino acids. NCBI's taxonomy places the organism in Eukaryota, Viridiplantae, Streptophyta, Magnoliopsida, Zingiberales, Musaceae. Gene Ontology annotation, biological process: regulation of alternative mRNA splicing, via spliceosome.